GUUAGCCUGAAUGCGUCGAUGCCAAUGCGGAAAUGAUAUCCAGUUCUCGUGUAGUCCUUGGGUUUAUGUUGGAAUUAUGUAUUUAUUCUUACCUUUUACAGUAACGCACGGCAGGAGAAAAUGCGGUAAACGGGUUAUUGCUGCUAACCCACAUUUGUCCGGAUUUCGCCGCUAAAAGAACUAACGACUUUAUCAGGAGCACAAACAUUAGACAGAUACUUAAUCGACGCUGUCCGAACUUCUUCGGCCAAUGAAAUACUGACUGGAAAAGUAGAAGGAAAUGGCUCAAAAGGAAUUUAAGGAGGCCUUUGUCGCUAAUCUCAAUGGGACCGGUUUGGAGGAGGUGGUGCUGGGAUCAUUUCUCAGCCCGCUUUGCUUCAUCAUCAGAGGGUUCCUCUUGAUUCUCUGCUACCAGACCAGAGGGGCUGUCGUGUUGCCUCUGCCGCCAUUGUCCCACAUGUUCCUGGAUGUGUUCGUACUGGUGUUUCCUCUGGUCCUGUCCUGCACAGUUCUGAGCAGCGUUCUUCACCAAGUCAUUCUUAGCCUAGCUUUCAUUUCUGCUGGUCUGUUCUGCUGGAUUCGUCUCAGCACUGAUCGAUCUGCACAGAAAUCUGCCAGCAGUUUCCUCCAGACUCCCGUUCAGUGUGACCAGGUGCCCUUUGUGACUCUCUUUCGCGUCUUUGUGAACGUGAAAACAGCCAUCAGCAUCCUGGCCGUGGACUUUCCCGUCUUCCCGAGGCGGUAUGCUAAAACAGAAACCUAUGGGACAGGGGUUAUGGACUUUGGAGUUGGAGCAUUUGUCUUUGCUAAUGCUCUUGUGUGUCCGGAGGCACGGAGGAAGAACAUCUCAGGAUCAAGGAUGGGUCAUGUCACACAGCAGAUAGUGUCUGUCUGGCCCCUGCUUGCUCUUGGAUUGGCCAGGCUGCUGAGUGUCAAACUGGCCGACUACCAGGAGCAUGUGACGGAAUACGGCGUCCACUGGAAUUUUUUCUUCACUCUGGCCAUGGUUAGAAUUGUGGCUUCUGCACUGUUGACUAUUUUACCAAGCAGACAGCUGUGGGUUUUUGCUCUUCUGUUCAGUGGAUUGUAUCAGUUCACUUUGGAGACCUCAGAGCUCAAGGCCUUCCUUAUCCACAACAACGACAGGGAGAAGGACUUCCUGCAUGCUAACAAGGAGGGCAUCUUUUCUAUAGUCGGCAAUGUAGCCAUCUAUCUCAUAGGAGUUCAGUUUGGACUCUAUGUGAUGCAGCCAAGGUUUCAUGUUAAAGAGUGGCUUAAAAUGCUGUUGAAUCUCUUGUUUUGCAGUUUUUUUCUGUACUGUGUUUUGUUUGCUUGUCAGACCUUUGUGGAGCCAGUGUCUCGCAGACUGGCUAAUUUGCCUUUUGUCAUCUGGAGUGUUGGUCAGUCUUUGCUUUUUAUGUCCUGUCUUGGGGUUGCUGAUAUGGUUUUACUGUUCUCAAAGAAAUCCUCUGGCUGCCCCUUCGUACCUUCAUCCCUGAGUCUGUGCAGAAAGAAGGAGGAAAGAACAGAUACGACCGGACUAGAGCGACUCUGCCUCAUCAAAGCUGUCCACAGGAACCAGCUUCUGUUUUUCCUGCUUGCUAAUGUCAUGACAGGGCUGACUAACAUGGUUGUAGACACACUUGGUAGUGAUGGUUUCUUUUCUGUGUCUGUUCUACUGUUGUACAUGUUUGUCAACUGCAUUUUAGUACAUGUUUUGCAUAUCUUGGGAAUUACAGUAAAAUUCUGGUAACAUUUUUGUGAAGUUUUUGAAUGUUUUCAGGGUACUGAUAUGCAUAAAAAAAGGUAACUGUUUGCUCUAAACACUUUUAUUCCUAUGUGGUUUUUUUAUACUGUACAUGUUUUUGUGUCAAAAGGAUUUGCCUGUUUUUGUGGAUAUGAAAUAAGUACAUAAAGCAUUUUUCUGUCAUUGUUAUUUGGUGUUAUCUGGCAUGUAAUGCAUUAUAAUUCACUGGCAAACUGUAAAACUGGCAUUGGCUUACUUGAUAUGAGCAUUUUAUCUAAGACCAAACCUAUACAUGUAUAUUGUUCCUCUUUUAUAUGUUGCAUGUUCUCAAUAAAUAAAUCUAAAAUAAGUGAUAGAAUUGAAUAACAGACAUAGGGGUUCAUGGUUGUUUUGGCUGCAGAUUUUGGCUUUGUUGCUGUGCUUCUUUUUAAAGCAAAGAGGGUGCAAACAACAGAGCAUGGUGGAAGACAUCUUGCUGGGACGACAUGGGGAUUCAAACAAAAAAAUGCCAAAUUAGAUGCACAAUAGUAUUAUUCACAUAAAUUGUUGCAUCAAAUGUCACCUUGCAUGUCAUUUUAUCUGGUGGGGGAACAUGAAUGGGUUAUUUACAUCUGAGAUAUGGAGAGUUAGUAUCACAUGAAAGUAGUCAUGUUGUUUCUAUAUAUAGUCAAUGUAUUGUCAAAGCCCCAGCUGCAGCACCUACAUUCACUGUUGCAGGCGUUUUCCAAUGGCAUUUUUUUUCGUCUGUUCCCGAUUCCCCAUGGUUUGAAUAAAGAAAUACUCAAAAAACA
Oryzias latipes (Japanese medaka) is the source of this 2538-nucleotide messenger RNA. It is a transcript of the gene pigw, whose product is annotated as phosphatidylinositol glycan anchor biosynthesis, class W. NCBI's taxonomy places the organism in Eukaryota, Metazoa, Chordata, Actinopteri, Beloniformes, Adrianichthyidae. Gene Ontology annotation, cellular component: membrane; endoplasmic reticulum. Gene Ontology annotation, biological process: GPI anchor biosynthetic process; protein localization to plasma membrane. Gene Ontology annotation, molecular function: glucosaminyl-phosphatidylinositol O-acyltransferase activity. The record is from RefSeq and is a predicted model, not a curated record.